Molecule: messenger RNA, 1466 nt
Organism: Tripterygium wilfordii
Lineage: Eukaryota; Viridiplantae; Streptophyta; Magnoliopsida; Celastrales; Celastraceae
Product: ribosome maturation protein SBDS-like
Exons: 5
Coding region: 159-1250 (363 amino acids)
Biological process (GO): ribosome biogenesis; cytosolic ribosome assembly
Source: RefSeq, a predicted model, not a curated record
AUUAUCCUUAACAAAUAUCUAACCGCCCCUCGACUUUUGAAUGCCGUCAAAGUCGCAGAAGCCAGAUCGAGAACAUACGCGAAGGCUGAAGCAGUAUUUGUGCAGAUCUUGAAAUUGAAAACCUAGUUUAUACAGGUAGAGUGGUCUGACAGAGCGAUAUGUCGAAGACGAUAGUGCAGCCUAUUGGGCAAAAGAGGCUAACUAACGUAGCGGUGGUUCGCUUGAAAAAGCACGGCAAUCGUUUCGAGAUUGCCUGCUACAAGAACAAGGUCCUUUCAUGGCGUUCUGGUGUAGAGAAGGAUUUGGAUGAGGUGUUGCAGAGUCAUACGGUGUAUUCAAAUGUUUCUAAAGGAAUUCUUGCCAAGACAAAAGAUUUAACCAAAGCUUUUGGAACAGAUGAUCAAACUAAAAUAUGUCUGGAGAUAUUGGACAAGGGUGAACUUCAAGUUGCUGGGAAGGAGAGGGAGUCUCAAUUCUCCAGUCAGUUUCGGGACAUUGCAACUAUUGUUAUGCAGAAAACAAUAAAUGCUGAAACUCAGCGCCCUUAUACUAUCAACAUGGUUGAGCGACUGAUGCAUGAGAUUCAUUUUGCAGUUGAUCAGCAUAGUAGCUCCAAAAAGCAGGCCCUAGAAGUCAUUCGUGAGCUUCUGAAGCACUUCCCAAUAAAGCGGUCUCCAAUGAAACUACGGCUCACUGUUCCUGCUCAAAAAUUUUCUUCUCUUAAUGAGAAACUAGAUUCAUGGAGUGCUUGCAUAGCUUCAAGAGAUGAAUCUGGAAAUCAAUUAUCAGUUGUAUGUGAAAUGGAUCCGAGUCUAUUCCGGGAUUGUGAUGCCUUCAUAAGGAGUAUGCAGGGAAGAUUGGAAAUUCUUGCAGUGUCUGUGCACUGUGAAGGGGAUACGAAUGUAGAUCAUUAUGAUGAUCAUGAGGAUCUUCCACCAGCAUCCCUGCCCAAGGAUUUCGUACACAAGGAAUUUAUGGAAUCCGUACCCGAAUCGAGUGAGAGACUACAAGAGCAAGCUCUCUCGUCAGGAAAUGGGAAUGCUGAAGGACGGAUAAAGCAAAAUAAAUGCAGCACAUGCUAUGCAUUUGUGGGGGACUCCAAGCAAUACAGAGAGCACUUUAAAAGCGACUGGCACAAGCAUAACUUAAGGCGCAAGACAAGACAGCUUCCACCCCUUACUGCGGAAGAAUGCUUGGCUGACUUGGAGCUAGGUGACUCAAAUGCAGAUUUGCAGGAUUAUUCAUUUUGAGGUAGGGCUGACAAUUUUCUCGUGUCAUGGCCCCGCUUUUGCACGUGAAUUUAUGUGGCCUUCUAGAUAUGUAUUGGGAAAAUUUUAUAUACGACAGAACAAAUCAACUAUUAGAAGUAGUUUAUGAUUUUCAGAACCCUUGUGCAACACUGAAAACUUAUAUUAUCAGGUGAAAAGUAAUCGGCUUUCUUAGUAUACAUUUGUGCAUCUGAGUAA